This is a messenger RNA of Closterium sp. Naga37s-1, 1990 nucleotides long. NCBI's taxonomy places the organism in Eukaryota, Viridiplantae, Streptophyta, Zygnematophyceae, Desmidiales, Closteriaceae. The record is from the annotation of a GenBank genome assembly.
AUGGCUCCUGCGAAGCUCCUCUUCGCCGUCGUCGUCACGCUUCAGGCCUCCGCGAUCCUCGCGCAGACGUGCUCGUGCGCCGACUGCGAGACGGUGGCCCCUCCCUGCUACGCCAGCAGGUGGUACGCGUGGUGGAUCAAGGACGACUGCAGCUCGCAGACACUGUGGAACAGCGUGCAGUCGUCCAGCGACGUGCGCAGCAGCGUGCUGGCCGUGUGGGGCCCCGGCACGCCCGGCUCCACCACCUCCUUCCAGAGCUACGUGCUCAUGGCGGCCAACAACCGCAGGAACCCCAGUUGCGUCAAGACGUACCUGCUCGACUGGAUCAAGUGCAAGGCCGCGCCCACUGACUCGGCCGUUCAGUUUUACAACUCUGCACUGGGCGUGGGGGUGAGCGGGGUGAAGGAUGUGCGGUCGCUCAACACUUUUGUGACGGCGGUGAUCAAGAAGAUUGGCCAGACCGUGUUUAACACGCUCGCUGGCAUGCUCAGGCAGCGCGGCCUGCAGGCUCAGGUUGUGAUGGCGGGAACGUGCGGAGCAGCAGCGCUGCGUCCUAUAGCGGGGAUGCCGCCGCUCUUGCCGUUCGCAGCAGCGGGUGCUGUUGCGUCGUCGUCGACGCUAGCAGGAGUCGCCGGGGCGGGGUCGCCCAGCGGCGUGGCAUGCGGGCCGCAGCUGACGGAAGGAAUAGACUCGUCGCCUUCUGCUCCCGCUGCACACGUUUUUAAACAGCCGUCAGUGAUAGAGCUGGAGCGGCUACAGGCAGAGGCGCUCAAGGGCGGGGGGUUUGAGCGGAUACGCAAGCAGCACAAGCAGGGCAAGCUGACCGCCAGAGAGCGCAUCAUGACUCUGCUGGACCCCGGGUCGUUUGAAGAACUCGACAUGUUGGUGCAGCAUCGCUGUCGGGACUUUGGCAUGGAUGAGACACAGAUUGCAGGCGAUGGCGUUGUGACUGGCAGCGGCACCAUCAAUGGGAGGCUGGUGUUUGUGUUCAGCCAAGACUUCACCGUGUUUGGCGGAAGCCUGUCAGAGACCCAUGCGAGCAAGAUAGUGAAGAUCAUGGAGAAGGCAAUGCUAGUGGGAGCACCUGUCAUAGGCAUCAACGACUCGGGGGGAGCUCGCAUUCAGGAGGGCGUUGUGUCGCUCGCCGGCUAUGCCAACGUCUUCCAGCUGAACGUGCUGGCAUCGGGAGUUAUUCCGCAGCUCUCCCUCAUCAUGGGGCCCUGCGCAGGUGGUGCUGUCUACUCGCCUGCUCUCACAGAUUUUGUGGCCAUGACUCGAGGCACGGCGUACAUGUUUGUCACGGGGCCUGACGUGGUGAAGCAAGUCACGUUUGAGGAUGUCACUCGGGAUGAGCUGGGAGGGGCGGACGUGCAGUCCAAGUCAGGAGUGGUGCACCUGGCGUAUGACAACGAACUCGAUGCUCUUGCAAGGAUCCGGGACCUCUUUGACUUCCUGCCGCUCUCCAAUCAGCAUGCGCCACCUCUGCGCCCCAACUUCGACUCCCCCAACCGCGUGUCACCCUCGCUGGACUUUGCUGUGCCGCGGGACCCCAACACGGCAUACGACAUGGUGGAGAUCAUCGAGCAGGUGGUGGACGAUGGGGAGCUGUUUGAGGUGCAGGGAGGCUUUGCACGAAACAUCCUCAUUGGAUUCGCGAGGCUGGACGGGGGCACGGUGGGAGUGGUGGCGAAUCAGCCCAAGGAGCAGGCGGGCUGCCUCGAUAUCAACGCCUCCAUUAAGGGAGCUCGCUUUGUGCGUUUCUGCGAUGCGUUCAACAUCCCCAUCCUCACCUUCGUCGACGUCCCAGGCUUCCUCCCAGGCACGGGGCAGGAGCAUAGCAGCAUCAGGCAGGGGGCGAAGCUGCUGUACGCCAAUGCAGAGCACAACGGCAUCAUCAGGCAGGGGGCGAAGCUGCUGUACGCCUAUGCGGAGGCCACGGUGCCCAAGCUCACUGUCAUCACUCGCAAGGCGUAUGGGGGGGCGUACGACG